UGGAGCUACCCCACUUUUCAGCUGUGAUUCAUCGAACCAUGACUCCUCCAACUCUCAUCAAGGUAUAAAACCUCGACACCGCAACAAAAGAUCCAAAAAUCGAUAUUGCUAUCAAAGAUACGAGCCAUCAGUCCCACCUCACUCACUCUCUCACCAUCUCAUCCGGAGACAGCGGCACCUCCCGCACCAAAACAUCCAAGAUGGCCCAGCCCAUCACCCUCACCUACCUAACCGUCGACGUCUUCACCUCCACCCGCUACCUAGGCAACCCCCUAGCCGUAGUCCUCACCCCCGCCUCUUUUCGUUCUCAUCUCACCCAAGACGUCAAACAGCUCAUCGCCCGCGAAUUCAACUUCUCCGAGACCGUCUUUCUGCACACGCUCGACGACGAAGCGCGCGAUGGCUUGACUUCCACCAGUCGGGAAAUCGACAUCUUCACCAUCGAGGAAGAACUUCCCUUUGCCGGACAUCCCACUGUCGGAACGGCGUACCUCGUGCUAAACCAUUUGGGGUGGAAGCAUGUGGACACGCUUGUUACCAAGGCCGGACCGAUUACGAUCAGACCGACGUCCGAAGGAAGGGUGAAGGCUACGAUUCCGCAUGCUGUGCGUAUUCAUAAGCAGACGUUGGGCGGGAUUCUGGAUGGAAAGGGAGGGGAGGUGAAGAAGGAGACAAGGGAGAUGAUUGAGGCUGCGCUGUCCGAGGACCCAGAGAUAAGACAAGCGGAGUUAAAUGGCCCGGUAGUUAGUAUCGUGCGGGGAAUGACGUUUUUGUUGGUAAAACUGCCGAGUUUGGAACAUUUGGCGAAGGUGUCGACGGCGAAAAGGCUGGAUUUUAGUAAGGUGGAGGGGUUGUUGGAUAAGGGGGAGUGGGAGCGCGGGUUUGUGUCCAGGUAUUAUUAUGUGCCGAUGGAGAGGGAGAAAGAGAGUGAAAAUGGGAGGAAGGAGUUCAAGUUUAGGACGAGGAUGGUGGAGUUGGGAUUUGAAGAUCCGGCGACGGGUAGUGCGGCGUGUACGCUGGCGAGCUAUUUGACGGUUAGUGGGAGGGAGAUGGGAGGGGCGAGGUUUGAGUUGACGCAGGGCGUGGAGAUGGGGAGGCAGAGUGAGAUUGAGGUGGAGACGACGGCGGUGGAGGGGGAGAAUGGGGAGGCGAAGGUGAAGGAUUUGUAUCUGGGAGGGACGGCGGUGGUGGUUACGAAGGGAAGUAUCUAUGUGUAGUGGAUUUGCUAUUGAGUUGAAUGUGAUGCUGUCUACAUUGUAGAUGUUGUGAGAAGUGGCAUGGUGUUGAGUCGAAAAUGACGAGUAAAAGAUACAUUGCCAAAGUACCUCCCAAACGUCCAUAGUCAUUUAUGCAACAUGAUUGGUCACUUACCGUAGU
Molecule: messenger RNA, 1377 nt
Organism: Neurospora crassa OR74A
Lineage: Eukaryota; Fungi; Ascomycota; Sordariomycetes; Sordariales; Sordariaceae
Product: phenazine biosynthesis PhzC/PhzF protein
Exons: 1
Coding region: 201-1217 (338 amino acids)
Biological process (GO): biosynthetic process
Cellular component (GO): cytoplasm
Molecular function (GO): isomerase activity
Source: RefSeq, a predicted model, not a curated record